GGAAGUAGUGAAACAGGCGCCAAACCCACAGUUACCAAUCGAGAAGCCAAAAUGACUGAGAACAUUGUUUGUCACAAGUGCCAGGAGGCCAUCACCAAGCGAAUGAUCACCGCCCUGGGCAAGACGUGGCAUCCGGAGCACUUCCUGUGCCGUCACUGCGAUGAGCAGAUCCUGGACGCCACCUUCAAUGUUCAGAGCGGAGAGCCGGUGUGCAACAAGUGCUUCGUGGAGCGGUACACCUACACCUGUGCCGGCUGCAAGAAGCCGAUUCUUGAAAAAACGAUCUGCGCCAUGGGGGAGAGCUGGCACGAGGAUUGCUUUUGUUGCGGCGGUGCCUGCAAGAAGCCGCUGGCCAACCAAACCUUCUAUGAGCGCGACGGCAAGCCCUAUUGCAAACAGGAUUACGAGGACCUCUUCGCUGCCAGGUGCGCCAAGUGUGAGAAGCCUAUAACGGACUCGGCGGUGCUCGCCAUGAAUGUGAAGUGGCAUCGCGAUUGCUUCCGGUGCAACAAGUGCGAGAAUCCUAUAACCUCGCAGACCUUUACCAUAGACGGAGACAAGCCCGUGUGCCCCGCCUGCAAUUGCUAAAAUAGUCCGAGAUCACCAUGGUGCAUCCUUGCUCUUCCCCCAAAUUGUUAAUUUGCUUCCUUACACUAAAGUUGAAAUAGUUCCCGAUGCUUAGUAAGCCUAGAGGCAUUCAUGAAAUCAGAUCCACACAUUUAACACACACACACAAACACUAAAUAAAAAGAAAAAAAGAAAUAA
Drosophila simulans is the source of this 765-nucleotide messenger RNA. Its product is annotated as transforming growth factor beta-1-induced transcript 1 protein. The record is from RefSeq and is a predicted model, not a curated record. The transcript is spliced from 2 exons. Gene Ontology annotation, cellular component: nucleus; Z disc. Bases 52 to 588 code for a protein of 178 amino acids. NCBI's taxonomy places the organism in Eukaryota, Metazoa, Arthropoda, Insecta, Diptera, Drosophilidae. Gene Ontology annotation, molecular function: transcription coregulator activity.